Molecule: messenger RNA, 3547 nt
Organism: Cyclopterus lumpus (lumpfish)
Lineage: Eukaryota; Metazoa; Chordata; Actinopteri; Perciformes; Cyclopteridae
Product: histidine triad nucleotide-binding protein 3-like
Exons: 9
Coding region: 2079-2528 (149 amino acids)
Molecular function (GO): catalytic activity
Source: RefSeq, a predicted model, not a curated record
ACCGUGCGGGCUGACUUGACUGUGUUUUUCGAAGUGGAGGCUGGCUUGACCGCAGUCCUCUGGGCAGGCCACUGCACGACAUCAUAACCACUGCGGACACCAUCCGACGACUGUGCCGGCGGACAAUCCCGACGAGAAGAGGAGGAUGCUUCAUCAGCGGAGGAAUGCUUAACCCCGCAUUGAAUCACGUUGGUAGCCUGGUGGACUCAAAAACCAAAAAACAAGGAGCUGGUGUGUUUUAGAGACAUUGCCCCUGCUGCUCCUCACCAUUACCUGGUUGUACCCAAACAGCACAUACACGACUGCUCCUCACUGCACAGCGGACAUGUUGACCUCGUUGAAAGGAUGGUUAAAAUGGGGAAAGCUGUACUACACGACCAAGGGGUGGCUGAUAUGAAGGACAUAAGCCUGGGGUUCCACCCACCUCCCUACACUUCAGUUGAUCACCUCCACCUUCAUGUGCUCGCCCCCGCCAGCCAGAUCUUCCAGAAAAAGAAGUAUAAAUUCAUCCCAUGUUCCCACAGGUUUGUGACUGAACAACAUCUGAAGAUGCAUCUAAAGAAUAUACAGUAGCUCCACCAGGCGUUUGGUGUAUCAUUAUGAGACAACGUUAUAAACUGUCAUCUGAAGAGAACAUUAUCUGGAAAGCGUUUCAACAAAUGAGAUAACGAAGCAGAUACAUUACCGUAUUUUCCGCACUAUAAGGCGCACUUAAAAGCCUUUAAUUUUCUCAAAAACCGACAGUGCGCCUUAUAAUUCGGAGCGCCUUAUAUAUGGAUUAAUUCUGGCUGUGCUUAAUGACCUCAAAGCGAUUUUGUUUGGUACACGGCGCUCUGUCAAAAGGUUUUAGUACGACUUUGGUAAACUACAAAGCCUUGCAGCAUUAUGGUGCGUUCACACCAAACGCGUUGCGAAUAUUCGCAUUUACUCGCUUUACUCGCGUUUACACGCUUUACUCGCGCCAGUCAAGUUGUGUUCAUUUGUGUCUUUCGCAACCAGUUGCGAAAAGGGGGCGUGGCUUAUCUCCGUGGCUUGUCUCCGUAAAAACAAUUAUAAAUUCCACCAUCCACCACGGUCGAAAUAACCACUAGUUCUGCUUUAUACUUGUUGUGGACAUCCCAUAAACGUUGGAACAUCUAACGCCCUGGUGUUUGGGUUCAUAACAUCACCCGUAGGCUCACACAGCUCGGGGAGUUUCACCGACUCCGCCUCGAUAGCUUCCGCUACCAGAGCAGCAGCAGCCCAACGGGCGGAGCUGAUUGGCUGGCGAGUUGCGAAAGUUGAAAUAUUUCAACUCUAGCGAAAUUUUGCAACACGCGGAACGCGUCUAUCGCAACGCCCGGCAAAAAAUACGGUAAUUAGUUUUGAAAGGAGAGCCGUAGCAUUGAGUCGUCACUGGUAUAUAUUAUGUUUGUAUGUGCAGCAAACAGUAUGUUCUUUUAAACUGUUGUAUGUACUGUUGUUAACUUUGUAUGUAUGAAUGCAUGUUAAUUGACAAGUUGGGAAAUGAAUUGCACUUGUAUUGUCAGUGAUAUAUAUGAAAACAAUGGAUUGACUCCAUUGAACAGCAUAGUUCUGUGUAUAUGGGUUUGUUGUGAUAUUUCUUCAAAUGUAAUUAUUUUGCAGACUUUUUGUACAGUGUGUGUUCUUUUUUAAGAUAGUUUCUGUUCAUUGCUACAACAGACAUUAGUACAGCGUUAUUAGUUGUAUCAUUAAAGGGAAAAGGGGCUAUUUUAAUUUUUCUAUGAGCAGUUGCUGAUCCAGUCAUUAGAAGAAAAUAGAACGAAACUUUGAAUCAGUUAAACAAGCAAAUAUAUAAUGGACCUUUUCCCUGUAUUUCUACUCUGCUAAACUGUCCUGGCCGCGUGGUAUCAAUUUUAUCUAAUCUAGACCCGAAAUGGAAUAAACUACCCCCCCCCCCAAAAUCCUUUAAUUAUGAACUAAUACAGGUUUUCCUAUGAGCUCGAUUCGCUCUGUCAUCGGCUGGUCGUCCUGACCACAGACACGCCCACACUUCACCGGUAGACUCAACCACACAGCAACGAGCUUUUAGAUUGAGACACUUUAAAAACUAACGAAUGGCGACUCGGGACGCUUCCGGGAACAAAGACUGUCCCUUCUGCCAAAUAGCAGACAACCAGACUGACACGGAAAUCCUGCUGAGCGAUGACGAGCUGCUCUGUUUUCGUGACAUAACGCCUGGCGCCACGCAUCAUUACCUCGUCGUUCCCAGGACGCAUAUCGACAACUGCACGUGUCUCCAAGGGGCCGACAUACCGCUAGUGGAGCGUAUGGUAGAAAUGGGAUGGAGUGUACUGAAGAAGACUAAAGUCAGCGACCUAGAUGACGUCAGGAUGGGGUUUCAUGUGCCUCCGUUCUCAUCUGUUCCCCACCUCCACCUCCACGUUUUGGCUCCAGCCAGCGACAUGACCUUAAAGUCGCAGCUACGAUACGGGCCCCAGACCCACUGGUUCAUCACAGUCGACAAAGUGCUUUCUCAGUUGAAGACUCGCGGCAACGUCAAAUGAUGAGAUACGAGUCUGAAGAGUUUUCUUUCAUGUUGACGGGUCAUCUCGCUUCACCGAGUGCAAUUUUUAAUCAGUUCACUACCUGACUUGACAUUUUUUUUCCGACAAUGAGUUAUACUGAUGUUUAUUCAUCCACGCUGCCUGAUGACUCAUUUGAAGGAGAAAGUGUCAAUAAAGCUUUGGAUUUUUUUUUAAGGUGGAAACUAUCAAACCUUUCCAAUAAUGGAUCCUAGUCCGAUCAAAUAUAUAAUGUUGUAAAAUAUAAUUACAGUUUUUAGUAUAUUUAUUACAAUUCAAACUUUAAACACCUUGAAACCAUAUUAAUCGGUAUAUAUUGGGAUGCACAAUUACUUUUGUAUUAUGUUUACAUUUCUGUUUGUGUAUUAGAAGUGGGUAAAUUGAAACGGCUGCUUAUGCCUUUUUAUUAUAUAUGUAUUCAUAUAUUACUCUGUGAUCAAAUCUGUCCUUAAAUAUCAAUAUAAUUGUAUAUAUAUGAUUUUAAUAAAAUAUCUUGUGAAACUCCAUAUAUUGGGAGAAAAAUACAGAAUUCAUUAUAAGAACAUUAUGUUCCUUCAGUUUCAGUAUUUACUGUUGGUGUCGCUCCGAAGUCCAUUUGUGCUUUUGAUGGCAUGUGAGAUGGCAGUUUGUGCCACUGGGUGUAUAGAUCUCUGAAGGGUUUGUUGGCAGGUUUUUAGUUUUGUCCUCAAAGUAUAAUGUACUCUAAAAAUCUAAAAUUAACAGUGAUUCAAGAUGCAUUGCUGGACUUCAUAACAAUAUCAGUUAUUUCUGUGAGCCACUGGAUGCCCCAUGGUGUACCUUGUUUUGUUUUAGGAGAGCAAACAUACACCAAUAGGCAAUAGGUUGUUAUGAGUAGCUGACACUAUAAUUUCAGCCUGACAUCAUCCUGCUGUAAUUCUGCACUUUAUGUUCAGUAUCUUCAUAUUGUAGUACAUCAAAAUAUACACAUGUGUAUUGUUCCUAAAGGGUUCUGUAAAGUAUCAAUUUAUUUCUGUUGUCAA